Exserohilum turcica Et28A is the source of this 2055-nucleotide messenger RNA. RefSeq lists its product as uncharacterized. The transcript has 8 exons. Gene Ontology annotation, biological process: Golgi to vacuole transport; Golgi to endosome transport; protein transport to vacuole involved in ubiquitin-dependent protein catabolic process via the multivesicular body sorting pathway. Gene Ontology annotation, molecular function: ubiquitin binding; phosphatidylinositol binding. Gene Ontology annotation, cellular component: trans-Golgi network. NCBI's taxonomy places the organism in Eukaryota, Fungi, Ascomycota, Dothideomycetes, Pleosporales, Pleosporaceae. Bases 77 to 2023 code for a protein of 648 amino acids. The record is from RefSeq and is a predicted model, not a curated record.
CGAAACCCGUCUGAGCCUCCGACUCGCCCGUCGCCACUGCUACGACAUCCCACAUCCCAAGUUGCCCGGCGGCGCAAUGGAGGCAGCGUCUGCGCGCAUGGCAGCCCGGGAUCGCUACGGCAUAUACGGAGAGGCACCCACUUCACCACUGCAGCGCUACAUAUUGCAAGCCUGCGACCCGCAAAACUUCGAGCCCAACCUGGCCCUCAACCUCGAAAUCGCCGACUUGAUCAACAGCAAGAAAGGCACCGCGCCCCGAGAAGCAGCCGUCACCAUUGUGCACUAUGUCAAUCAUCGCAACCAGAACGUCGCCCUGCUCGCGCUCAACCUCCUGGACAUUUGCGUCAAGAAUUGCGGCUACCCCUUCCACCUCCAGAUCAGUACCAAGGAGUUCCUCAAUGAGCUCGUGCGCCGCUUCCCCGAACGCCCGCCAAUUCAUUCGUCGCGAGUCCAGAACAAGAUUCUCGAGCUGAUAGAAGAAUGGCGCCAAACAAUAUGCCAGACGUCGCGAUACAAGGACGACCUGGGCUUCAUAAGGGAUAUGCACAGGCUGCUGAGUUACAAGGGAUACAUCUUUCCCGAGAUCCGCAAAGAAGACGCUGCUGUCCUGAACCCGAGCGAUAGCCUCCGAUCGGCAGAAGAAAUGGCAGAGGAAGAGCGCGAGGCGCAGUCUGCAAAGCUUCAAGAGCUGAUCCGUCGGGGUGGUCCUGCAGACUUGCAAGAAGCGAACAAGCUCAUGAAAGUCAUGGCCGGAUAUGACACGAGGAACAAGACUGAUUGGCGCGCAAAGGCUGCCGAAGAGGUUGGAAAAAUACAACAAAAGGCCAGAAUCUUGGAGGAGAUGUUGCAGAGCUACAGGCCGGGCGAUGAAAUCAAGGAAGGCGAUGUCUUUGAGGAACUGGCAAAUGCCCUUCAAAAUGCGCAACCCAAAAUCCAGAAAAUGUGCGAGGAGGACUCGGAAGACCACGAGGCCGUAGCGAAGCUGUUUGAAAUCAACGACAGUAUACACAGGACGAUAGAGAGAUACAAGCUCUUCAAGAAGGGCGACAUUGAGGCUGCAAACAACAUCCCUCAGGGCACGCUUGGCCGCAGUGGGGCUGGUGUAUCUCAAGGCCCGAACAACACGCUGAACUUGAUCGAUUUCGGAGACCCAGAACCUACACCACAAGCAGGACAAUCGUCGCAGCCACCAGCUGCAGGUAACGCGCUCGAGGAUGAUUUAUUAGGACUGUCAUUGAGCGGGGAAGCCUAUGGGCAGAGUGGCAGCAUAGCCCUGGGCGGCUCCAACGGCUCAGUUCUCGGCAUGUCUGGAAUGGCUGUGCCGCAAUCGCAAGCUCCACAAAAGGCAUCCAACCAAGCCAUUACCAAUCUUUUCACUGCAGGACCGAAGCCAAGCCAGCCUCCAGUAGCGUCGCCUCCCCUGUCAACCUUUUCGACACCGCCGCCGCAACCAGCUCGCACACCAGACCCAUUUGCUGCUCUUGCUUCUACGCCUCGACAGGCCUCGCCUUUCCAGUACCAACAAUCUGUCAAGCCACCAGCUCCUGCUUCUGGUGUUGUUGAUUUGCUGGGCGGUGGUGCCUCCGCACCAACGACAAAUCUCACGCAAAGUACCACCAAUGCGGCUAAUGACGAUGAAGAAUGGGACUUUGCAUCCUCUGUACCUGAUACGUCCAAAGAAUUGACAGUCACGAACACAAGUAUCAACAUCCUCUUCAAUGUCUCGAGAGAAUCAGACACGGUUCUGCUAAUCCAGUCGCGGAUAUCCAACAACACACCUUUGCCCGUCUCCGGUUUGACGUUGCAGGUUGCAGCUUCAAAAGGCGCACAACUGCAGCUGGAACCACAAUCGGGCGUCAAUCUCGGGCCGAACCAGAGAUUUGGCAUCACACAAAACAUCCACGUGAAGAAUGUCCAAAGCGGGUCGGGCAACAACGUCAAGAUGAGGUGGAAGGCUUCGUACUCUCUUGGCGGACAGCAGAAAAAUGAAAUGGGGGAGAUAGCCAGCCUUGGUGUUUUAUAGUGUUUUGCUACAAGAAACGAUGAAUUAUUGUU